AUGACUACUACUACCACUACUACUACCGCUACUACUGCUAUGGCCAAGGCCAUCGAUAAGGUCUUCACAGCUCCCGAACAGUCUGAAGGAGUUGGGGCCCGAGUCAGACGAGCCAUCGGUACUCCAAAGCUACGAAACUUCAACCCUUUUAUUAUGUUUGACCACUUCAAGGUCCCUUCAACAGCAGGAUUCCCUGAUCAUCCCCAUAGAGGUCAGGAGACUAUCACCUAUGUGAUUGAUGGAGCUGUUGACCACGAGGACUUUACUGGAAGCAAGGGUACUUUGAAUGCUGGAGAUCUGCAAUUUAUGACUGCAGGUAAAGGAAUUGUUCACGCAGAGAUGCCUGCAGCUGGUCCAAACGGUGAGGUGCAGGUCGUGGAAGGAAUCCAACUGUGGGUUGAUCUUCCUGACCACCUCAAGAACUGCGAGCCCCGAUACCGAGAUCUGAAGGCCGCAGAGAUCCCUACUGCUCAGUCCGACAAGAAGGAUCUUACUGUCAAGGUAAUCUCAGGCCAGGCUAUGGGCGUGGACUCUGUCAAGGAUCUUGCUUACACUCCUGUCUGGUACCUUGACUACUUCACCGAAUCCAACUACGACGGAACAGAAAUGAGCCAGACCAUGCCUGCUGGAUUCAACUCUCUGCUGUACGUUAUGAAGGGCUCUGCUAUUGUUGAUGGCAAGGUCAUAAAUGCUCACGAUGUUGCUACUCUGUCUACCAAGGGUGAGACUAUCGACUUUACCCCUGCUCCCAACUCUCGAAUCAUCAUUAUUGGAGCUCAGAUUCUUAACCAGAAGACUGUCCAACACGGUCCUUUCGUGGCUUCUUCCGAGGAAGGAAUCAUGAAUGCCUUCAUGGACUAUCAGUUCAGCAGCAACGGCUUCGAGCGAGCUGCUACCUGGGAGUCAGAAAUCGGUAAGAGAAUGAUGUGA
Yarrowia lipolytica CLIB122 is the source of this 930-nucleotide messenger RNA. RefSeq lists its product as uncharacterized. The record is from RefSeq and is a predicted model, not a curated record. Lineage: Eukaryota; Fungi; Ascomycota; Dipodascomycetes; Dipodascales.